CCCAACAGUCAAACUUCUCUCUCUGUUAAAGCAAUUCUAACUCCUUAUGCACUUUUGCCUUCUCCUAAAAAACUUGCCCAUUUCUCCUCUUAAACUUAAAACAUGUGUGGCGGUGCUAUCAUAACAGACUUCAUACCUGGCGGAGUUCCCUGCCGAGCCCUCUCUGUUUCAGACCUCUGGCCUGACUUACCCUCUUCUUCUAAGCUCAACGGCGACAACAUUGAGUUUUUUCCCCAUCCACAUGACUACUCAAUCAAACGACCACAGAAUACCUCUUCAGGUAAUGGGCAAGCGGAAAAGAAAGCGAAGAUGCAAAGGAAGAACAUUUACAGGGGAAUAAGGCUACGGCCAAGGGGCAAAUGGGCAACUGAGAUUCGUGACCCAAGAAAAGCGGUUCGAGUCUGUUUUGGUACCUUCAACACCACUGAAAAAGCAGUCCGAGCCUACGACAGAGAAGCCCGCAAGAUUUCCGGCAAGACAGCCAAAGUCGACUUUCCAAACGAAGACGACACCAUCAUCCUCCGGCAAUAUCACCAUAAUUCAACUGCCAACCACCCUUGCUAUUUACCCCAAACUGGUGAUUUUAGGAGUAAUUUAUCUAAAACAUAUGGCUUGCGGAUUGGUUAUGAUCUGAACCAGAUUGGAGGAUAAGAGGUUGGGAUUGCUGAUCACAUUGUUUUUCCUGGUCUUAUGGCUCUUGUUCUGGUUCUGACGGUCUAUAAUUCAAUAAAGACGCAGAACGUGAAUGAUGCUCAAAUUAAGGUGGAAGAGGAGGAAAUGCGGAAAGCUUGGGAGGAAGAGAACGAAGUGCAGUAAGUAGUCAGAGGAGCUAAUUGCAUAUGAAAAAUUCAUGAAGUUCUAUCAGAUAUCUUGAUGGUCAAUCACCUAUCCCCAAUAAUAUUGUCCGGGAAGUGUUGGUGGUGAUCUUAAGAGCUUUGAUGAUGAAGCCAUUGCUACUCGUUCGAACUUAACGCCUCCAUAAACAUGCCCCGUAUUUGUUGUUUGAAUUUUUCCGCGCUUGUAUUGUAUUUAAAUUCCUCGAAAAAUGUUUAUCGGGGAUUCAUGCUUUGGAAAUUGGAAUGGUGGUGCUGGGCGCACAUGGUGUGGGUUUGGGCUUCGGUCAAAGCUUGUACAUUUCAAUGUCGUGCAACUAUUUUUCAUGAACAGUUCAUAGUUGUCACAGCGUAUGUGUUUACAGCAAAUUUUUAUUUUGUUAUUUGAUGUGACAAAGUCAAGAAAAAUUAUCGAUUUUUAGA
This is a messenger RNA of Mangifera indica (mango), 1256 nucleotides long. Its product is annotated as ethylene-responsive transcription factor ERF071-like. The transcript has 2 exons. The coding region runs from base 103 to 651 and encodes 182 amino acids. NCBI's taxonomy places the organism in Eukaryota, Viridiplantae, Streptophyta, Magnoliopsida, Sapindales, Anacardiaceae. The record is from RefSeq and is a predicted model, not a curated record. Gene Ontology annotation, molecular function: DNA binding; DNA-binding transcription factor activity. Gene Ontology annotation, biological process: regulation of DNA-templated transcription; ethylene-activated signaling pathway.